CUCAGCGCGAGUGCGAUUAGUUCGUCGUCACCCAAAAACUGAUAAAAUUAUUGUGUGUUUUAUGCAUUAACCUUUCUCAACAACAAAAAAUAAGUUACACAGUAGUGAUCGUAUUGGAAAUGGAGUUUUCCCGUCGUAGCCGGUUAAGGCCGGAAACUCAAUUUAGCCUAGAUUCCGUGCUGGAAUGGUUAAUCCCGCACAACGUAGUGCUGUAUUCGAUUCCACCGAUGGUGGAUUUGUCCAUCUCGGAGUUCGAAUCGCUGGCCUUGGAACGAUUGAAAGUGCUGCGUAUCUUUGAACAGGCAGCUGCCAAGAACUUGAAACUCAUGUCGGACGAAUGGCGUGAAACCAUAUUCAACGAGUUGAACCAUGCCGGAUUGAAACACUACGUGCGAUUGUGUCAGGGCAAUCACGCCAAAGAACAGGAUAUUUCUGCUAGAAGGAAGGAUUACCUGUCGCAUUUUAUACUACGAUUUGCUUACUGUCGCUCGGAGGAAUUGAGAAGGUGGUAUAUUGCCAGGGAAAUGGAACUGUUCCGGCUGAAGUUCGGUGGACUAUCACCGCAAGACGUGAAAGAAUUUGUGCUAAAGUAUGAAAUGGGCUACACACCGUUAAACCCGGAUCAGAAAAAUGAGAUCAAAGAUGGUCUAUACGAGAGUACCGUUUAUCAGAGUAUUGUUCAGAUUGAAGCAAUGGAUUUCUACAAAGUACGUUUCACCGAUGUUCUGGAUUUGGUUCGUGGUCGAAAGUGUUACCUGAAGGGAGGUUUUGCUUAUGUGUGUGCCAGCGAUUUCGUUUCGAUUAUCGCCAAUAAACAUCAGCAACUGAUGGAAGAUGGGUUGCAGGCUCAUUUACGCCUUCUUCCGGAGUUGGAAAAUGAUGAAAGGUUCGCCGCUUUACUCAAGGGACUGCAUACAUCGUACACGGGUAAAGAUUAUACGAUUGCAAAAGCAGGAGAUGUUCCGGUUGAAAGUUUGGAUCAGUUGUCUAAAAAAUCGUAUCCUCUUUGUAUGCGUUACUGCCAUGAUACGGUCCGAUCGAAGCAUCAUCUGAAGCAUGGUGGACGUAUGCAGUACGGUUUGUUUUUGAAAGGGAUAGGAGUAACUUUGGAGGAUUCGUUACGCUUCUGGCGAGAAGAGUUUACCCGUGGAACCGUUACUCUGGAGAAGUUUGAAAAGGAUUACGCCUAUAAUAUCAGACACAACUACGGGAAGGAAGGCUCUCGAAUCAGUUAUACACCAUAUUCCUGUAUGAAGAUUAUAACAUCGAGUGUUGGACCUCAGGAUACCCACGGUUGUCCGUUCAAAAUUUGGGAACCGUCCGUAUUGAAAACUAAACUGAGCUCGUACGGUUUGAGUGUUGCCCACGCAGAAGAAAUCGUUAGCUUCGUAAGCAAAGGCCAUUAUCAAAUUGCUUGCGGAAAGUAUUUUGAAAUUUCGCACAGUAGUAAAUUGGAGGAAGGGAUCAGCCAUCCCAAUCAGUACUUUGAGCACAGUCAAAUUACAAUGGGGGCACGAGCUCCCAAGGUCAAGCACCAAGGUGGAAACCGUCGCACAUUCGGUGGUAGUCAAGAUUCAUCGUCUAUGGUGGUUCGUAACAAUCACGAUACGACUACAAUGCAGGCAGAUGACGACGAUGAUCUGUGGCAGUUGAUGGAAGGCAAGGAAACGGAUGCGAAGGAAGGAAGCAAACCCGAGAGUCUGAUGAUGGUUAGUCAGGUGAAAACGCAGACCAAAACCCAACCACGCUCGCAGGCAAUGUCCGAAUGGGGAGAUGAUGACGAUUUCGACGUCACCCAAGUAGAGAUGGACUAGGAUAAAGGUUAGUGAGUAAGUUUUCUUCGUAUACAAAUACGUGUCUAGAACAUGUGGGUGAAAAGUAUU
Messenger RNA from Ochlerotatus camptorhynchus, 1883 nucleotides. RefSeq names its product DNA primase subunit 2 (gene Prim2). Gene Ontology annotation, biological process: DNA replication, synthesis of primer; DNA replication initiation. The coding region runs from base 120 to 1814 and encodes 564 amino acids. Gene Ontology annotation, cellular component: alpha DNA polymerase:primase complex. The record is from RefSeq and is a predicted model, not a curated record. NCBI's taxonomy places the organism in Eukaryota, Metazoa, Arthropoda, Insecta, Diptera, Culicidae. The transcript is spliced from 2 exons.